GCAAUGUUGUAAAAGUCUGCUGUCUUGCCCGUUUUGCAACGCAGUUCACCGGUACACUUAGCUCGCAGGUGCUUAGUAAAAAUGGGGUUCGCAGAUAUUUUAGAUGAGAUCGGGGGUUUCGGUCGCUUCCAGAUGAUUCACGUCGCACUGUUAUCCAUUCCCGGUCUCCUUAUGGCCAGCCAAAAUCUACUAAACAAUUUCACAGCCGGUACUCCGGGGCACCACUGCAAGAUACCUAACCGGACCUCUCUAGCUCUCGGACAGAACAUAUCAGCAUCAGAUCUGAGCGACAAAGAGGUGCUACAGGCGUUCAUCCCGGUAGCGGAGGGGUCCGGGCUGUCAAAGUGCACCAGAUACACCGAAGCGCAGUGGCACCUUGUCAGGGGCAAUGUGAGCGGCACCUGGACUCGAACCAAUGUUACAGACGCGGAAACGGAGACGUGCCAAGACGGCUGGAUCUACGAUAAGACCGAGUUUCAGGCUACUAUAGUUUCAGAGUGGGAUCUGGUAUGCACUCUCCGGCCUCUCAAGCAGAUGAGUCAGACCAUUUAUAUGGGGGGUGUCCUUGCUGGAGCCAUCAUUUUUGGGGGACUGUCAGACAGGUUUGGCCGCAGAGCGCUGCUGAUCUGGUCCUACUUCCAGCUGGCCACCCUGGGCACCUGCACGGCAUUCUCACCUUCCUACCUCGCUUACUGCAUCUUCCGCUUCCUGACAGGCAUGGCGGUGUCAGGAAUCAUUCUCAAUGCUGUCUCCUUAAAGGUGGAAUGGAUUCCCACCAAGUCCCGGACCUUGGUAGGAACCCUGUCCUCCUUUUUCUUCACCUUUGGCCAAAUGAUUCUGGCGGGCCUGGCCUACACCCUCCGGGACUGGCGCAAGCUGCAGAUGGCUGUGUGCUCCCCCUUCUUCAUCUUCUUCAUCUACAGCUGGUGGUAUUCCGAGUCGGCUCGCUGGUUGUUGCUGAGCCGGCGGCCAGACGAGGCCCUCAAACAUAUCCAUCGUGUGGCGAGGAUUAAUGGAAAACCAGAGUUGGCACGAAAAAUCACUGUAGAGAUGCUGGAGUCACAUAUGCACAAGGAGGUCCAGUCCAGCAAGAAAAUCUACACCGUUUAUGACCUGCUGCGCACUCCAGUGAUGAGGCAGAUAUCCAUCUGUCUGAUGGUGGUCUGGUUCUCCACCAGCUUCGCCUAUUAUGGGCUGGCAAUGGACCUGCAGAAGUUUGGCGUCAGCAUCUACCUGAUCCAGGUGAUCUUCGGCGCCGUGGACUUCCCGGCCAAGCUGGUGGCCCUUGGGACCCUGAGCUUCUUCGGUCGCCGCGUGACUCAGUCUAGCUGCCUGGUCCUGUCGGCUGCUGUUAUCUUCGCCAACAUCUUCGUCCCUGCAGAAAUGCAGACCAUACGCACCACCUUGGCCGUGCUGGGAAAGGGGUUCACCUCAGCUUCCUUUACCUGCAUUUACCUCUUCACCGGAGAGCUGUACCCCACUGUCGUCAGGCAGACAGGGAUGGGCCUCACCUCCACCAUGGCCCGCGUGGGCUCCAUGGCAGCACCCGCCGUGCUGAUUCUGGAUGAGGUCCUGCCGGCUCUACCCAGUAUCGUGUACGGCGGCUCGGCACUGGUGGCAGGCAUCUUCGCCAUCUUCCUGCCUGAAACCCUCAACGUGCCACUACCAGACACAAUUGAGGAUGUGGAAGAGAAGUGGGCCAAGCAGAAGGGAAAAUCUACCCAGGAACCAGCAGAAAAGGAGUGGGCACUUCUGCCCGAGGUGAAGGACGGCUUGGAGCUUGUGGAUGGGAAAACGAUCGGGCUGAAUGCUCUGUGAGAGAAUGCGAAUGAAAGUUACGCACACAUACGCUGGCUGAUUGAACCCCGUAGCGGCAAUGUAACGCACUGUAGGAAAAGGAAUCAGAGCACCAAUCGGAGCACUGCGUAUCCCAAGGGCGUAGAUCUGGGUAUGCAUUGAAGGGUUCGGGGCUGAUUUGGUCCCCACCAAUACUGAAUCAAACCUACGUCCUUGGGGUGUCGCACGGGCACCUGAACAGCGAGAGCGGCCAGCGACACUCAAGUACACACAACACGACUGUACGCGUGUUGGCCACACAGGCAGUGAGUCACUGGGCUCGACCGCAGUGUGUCCAACACAUGCAGGCUGCAUUUUCACGUUCCGUGCUUAAUUAUAAUUAACAAAUUAUUUGUACUAUUUGUAUUUGUAUCAACAUAAUAAAUGAUGAAUCAGA
Molecule: messenger RNA, 2233 nt
Organism: Brienomyrus brachyistius
Lineage: Eukaryota; Metazoa; Chordata; Actinopteri; Osteoglossiformes; Mormyridae
Gene: oatx
Product: organic anion transporter X
Exons: 10
Coding region: 82-1818 (578 amino acids)
Biological process (GO): transmembrane transport
Cellular component (GO): membrane
Molecular function (GO): transmembrane transporter activity
Source: RefSeq, a predicted model, not a curated record